This is a messenger RNA of Closterium sp. NIES-65, 5283 nucleotides long. The record is from the annotation of a GenBank genome assembly. NCBI's taxonomy places the organism in Eukaryota, Viridiplantae, Streptophyta, Zygnematophyceae, Desmidiales, Closteriaceae.
AUGGCUACCCCUAGUGUCCUUGCCUUUGACGCUGAGGGUCGGGCCAUUGACUUUGACGUCUGGGUAGAUGACCUUCAACCUAUCUUACAGUGCGAUAGGGCAGACGGUCUCUCCCUCUUUGACCUCACCUCUGGUGCCUCUCCUGCCCCUGCUGCUGAUGCUGACGCCACUGUUCACUCACAGUGGGCCACACGGGAUGCUGCUGCCAGCUUGCUGUGCGUCGCCACCUGCCUAUCUCUGAGCGUGCGCACUUUAGCCAUCACCCGGCUCCCUGACUCCCUUCGCGUAGUCAGGGACCACUUCCUCUCAGUUUGCCCCACCACUCUCACCAUUGACCUCCUCGAGAAGGCCCUCCUAGCAGCAGAGAAGAGCAUAGUCACUGUAGGAGCCUCUCGUGGUGACCCUCGCACCCCCGUCUUUGAGGGGUGUUCCCCCUCACCCCUUUUGCCCUCUGUUGCCUCUGCUGCUGCGGCCGACCUCGUUGGUUUCGAGUCGGUCGGCGCUGCGUCUGCCCCAAGCGGGAGACGCCGCACCGGCAAGGGCAAGGGGGGCAAGGGCGCUAGAGGGGCUGGCGGGGGUGGCGGAGGUGGCGGUGGAGGCACUGGAGGGGGUGAGGGUGGUGGUGGGAGUGUUGGCGGGGGUGGAGGUGUCGGUGGCGGCAGUGGAGGCGGAGGCGGCGGCGGCGGUGGCGGUGGGAGCGGAGGUGGCGGAGGUGGCGGCGGUGGAGGAGGCGGCGGCGGAGGCGGUGGAGCUGGUCGGGGUGGCGCUGCGCAGAGGGUCGGCUCCGGUGGUGGUCAGCGCCAGCAGCAGCGCAGUCGUGACAUCCCCUCCCCUCAGCAGCUCCGUGAGUGGUACGCUGCACGCCAGCGGGGUUGGGGUACUGGUCCGUGCACCUACGUCCUACGCACCAGCGACCGCGCGGGUGAGCAGUGCGGGGGUGCGCACUCCACCCAGCGCUGCUUUGGCCGCCUGACGGACGCUUGGCGUCACCAGUUCCCUGAGGCCACUGAGAUUCCUCGCUGGGGCGAGCUGUCUAGGGCGGGAGUAGCUAUCUUUGACCUUGACUUUGAUGCUAUUCUUGCUGCCAUGUAUGCUGUGACUAUUAGUGAUGAGGGUAACUGUUACCGGUGUUUUCCGCCCGACCCGGGCAUUGAGACUGCUGCUCUAGGUACUGGUGAGGCUGCUGCUCUAGGUGCUAGCGAGGCUGCUGCUCUAGGUGCUGGUGCGUCUGCUUCCUCAGGUGCUGGUGAGUCUGCUCUCUCAGGUACUGCGUCGGCUUCGGCCUCCCACACCUUCACACUUGACUCGGGGGCUUCUCGCUCCUUCUUUCGAGACCGCACCACACUCACGCCGCUUGGUCGGCCAGAUGCUGUCUCCCUGGCAGACCCCUCUGGGGGUCCUGUCCUUGCUCACUUCUCCAUUGUCCUCCCGUGUCCGACGGCCCCCUCUGGCACCCUGUCUGGUCUUUACCUCCCCUCAUUCUCUACAAACUUGGUGAGUGGUGCUGACCUACAGGAUGCGGGGGUUCACCAGUUCAGUCCUGCGAGUCAGCGGGUGACCCACUGCACGGAUGCUCGGACAGGCCGACACCUGGCCACGUUUACACGUCGGCCGGGGUCAAGCCUGUACACACUGACCACUGAGUCUCCUCCAGUCACUGCGUCUGGUCAGGUAGCUACGUCGGGUCAGGUGUUUGCUGCAGCAUCCAGAGGGGCGGCAGCGGGCUGCCCCUCACUCCUCCCAGUUUCCUCCGACAGUGGCCCCGCUGCAGACGCUUCACAUGGACGUGUGGGGCCCGGCCUGCUGGUGGUUGACGACUACUCGCGUUACACCACAGUCUUCCCCUUGCGCAGCAAGGGUGAUGUCAGUGAGGUGUUGAUCGACUGGAUCCGCGCAGCUCGUCUCCAGCUGAGGCACAGCUUCAGCUCGGACUUUCCUGUUCUGCGUCUGCACUCUGAUAGAGGCGGAGAGUUCUCCCUUGGCCUUCUGCGAGCCUACUGUCGUUCACGAGGCAUCCGCCACACCUUCACGCUUCCGGACUCUCCACAGCAAAAUGGGAUUGCUAAGCGCCGCAUUGGCAUAGUCAUAGACGUCGUCCGUACGUCCAUGAUGCAUGCGGCUGCCCCCCAUUUUCUGUGGCCGUUUGCGGUUCGGUACGCGGCGCAUCAGAUCAACCUUCACCCCAGGGUCUCCAUGCCGGAGACCUCCCCAGCUUUGCUGUGGACGCGGAAGGUUGGAGAUGCGUCUGCGUUCCGUGCCUGGGGAUCUCGGGCGUUUGUCCGCGACUUGUCUGCGGACAAGUUGUCCCUUCGUGCUGCUCCUUGCGUCUUCCUUGGCUUCCCCCGUGACGCGCCAGGGUGGCAGUUCUACCACCCCACCUCUCGCCGUGUUCUGUCCUCCCAGGACGUCAUGUUUGACGAGUCAGUCCCCUACUACCACCUCUUCCCCUACCGCACUCCUUCCCUCCCCCCGCCACCGUUCUUCCUUGUGCCAGGUCCCCCCCUGGUAGACCCCCUCCCCCCUCAGGGUUUUGCCCCUUCAGGUGUGUCCCAGGUAGACGCAGUCGAGCCUGUUGAGGUUGCUGGUGACUAUGGUGCUGCUCAGGGUGCUGAGCCUGGGGGUGCUGAGCGUUUGGGUGCUACGCCUGGGGGUGCUGAGUCUGAGGGUGCCACUACUUGGGGUGCUGAGUCUGGGGGUGUUGAGCCUGGGGGUGCUACUACUGAGGGUGUUGAGCCUGGGGGUGCUGAGCCUGGGGGUGCUACGCCUAGGGGUGCUGAGCCUGGGGGUGCGGAGCCUGGAGGUGCUGAGCCUGGGGAUGCUACGCGUGGAGGUGCUGAGCCUGGGGUGCGGAGCCUGAGGGAGCUGGGCCUGCUCGUGUCGCGUCUGGCGGUAGUGAGCCUGCAGGUUCUCCGCGUGCUUCGUCUCGGCGGGAGCCCCUCUCUCCACAGGAACUGCGUGAGUGGUUUGCCUGGCGCUAGAGGCGUGCUGCUGGAGCUGGAGGUUCUUCGGCUGCUGAGGGUGCUGGUGCCGCGGGUCCCGGAGGUGCUCGUACUGGGGGUACUGGAGCUGCUGGGCCUGCGGGUGCGACUGGAGCUGGAGCUGCUGAGGGUGUUGGUGCUGAGGCUACUGCUGUUGGUCCUGGAGGCGGUCCCGCUAGGGGUGCUACUGGUGGUGCUGGAGGUACUGGAGCUGGAGGUGCUGCUGGCGCUGGUGCUGCCGCUAGGGGUCCUGCCGGCCUCCUCACUGCCUGCUCCUUCUCCCUACACUGGUCCUACUGGAGGUCUUGCUGAGCGUCGUGAGCCUGCGUCUCGCCCUGCGUCGCCUGUCCGUGCUGCUCGCUCUAGUGGUCGUGGUUCGCGUCAGCGUCCUCCUCCUUUCCCUGACACGCACAGGAUGUCUUUGCGUCCGUCCAUCGCUCCUCUGCGUGCCCCUUUGCCUUCUCCUCCUGAGUCCUCUCUUCCUGCUCUUCCCGACCCGGAGUCGGACACUCUUCGUGCUGCCAAUCCUUCUGUCACGCGUCUCCUUGCUACUAUCGUCACUGACCCUUCCUUUGAGUCCACUGCUGCGUCUGCCCUAGUUGCUGAGCUCCUCGAUUUUGCUGCUCGUUGUCGUCUAGACUACGCUGCUAGUCUUGUCGCUGAGUCUGAGUCUGUCUGUCCUCCGUCCGUCGGGGGUGAGUGUGCCCUUGGCACGGACGUCCUUGAGGACAGGCAGGAGGAGUUCCAGUGUUUGGCUGCUGCUUCACCUCAUCUCGUGUCCGUACUGCUUACCCCUGAGGGAGACCCGGAUGCACUUGACAUCCCGACUCCGCGCUCUUACGCGGAGGCGAUAGAGGGUCCCUACUCCUCUCAGUGGCAGGCAGCUAUGGACACAGAGAUGGCUUCUUGGAAGUCCACAGGCACCUACGUUGACGAGGUUCCCCCGCCUAGGGCGAACAUCGUCAGUGGCAUGUGGAUUUUCAGGGUGAAGCGGCCGCCGGGUUCUCCGCCUGUCUUCAAGGCGCGUUACGUGGCUCGUGGCUUCAGUCAGCGGCAGGGAGUUGACUACUUUCAGACCUUCUCUCCCACCCUGAAGAUGACCACUCUUCGGGUACAGCUGCACAUAGCUGCUCACCGCGACUACGAGCUGCACUCUCUUCACUUCAGCACUGCUUUCUUACAGGUCAGCCUGCACGAGGAGAUCUGGCUGCACCGCCCACCUGGCUUCACUGGAUCUUUUCCCCCUGGCACCCAGUGGAGCAUCCGGCGGCCAGUCUACGAUCUCCGCCAGGCACCGCGUGAGUGGCACGACACACUGAGGACUACACUUGCGGCUCUUGGGUUUGCUUCCUCUACUGCUGACCCGUCGCUGUUUCUGCGCACCGACACUUCUUUGCCGCCGUUCCAUAUCCUCGUGUACGUCGACGACUUGGUCUUUGCCACAGCUGACACUGCUGGACUCGCCCACGUGAAGUCCGAGCUGCAGAAGAGACACACGUGCACAGACCUGGGUGAACUGCGUAGCUACCUUGGCUUGCAGAUCACCCGGGACAGAGCACGCCGCACCAUUACCCUGACUCAGUCACACAUGGUGCAGCAGGUCCUUCACCGCUUCGGCUUCACGUACUCCUCGCCUCAGGCCACUCCUCUGCCUACUCGCCACUCGCUCUCAGCUCUGCCUUCGGAUGAGUCCGUAGAGUCGAGUGGCCCGUACCCAGAGCUUGUUGGCUGCCUCAUGUACCUGAUGACCUGCACACGACCUGAGCUUGCAUACCCUCUUAGCAUUCUAGCAUGCUAUGUUGCUCCUGGGAGACAGAGACCGAAGCACAUGGCUGCAGCGAAGAGGGUGUUGCGCUACUUGUGCAGUACGUCGAGCAUGGGGCUUGUGCUUGGAGGGCAGAGUGCUGUGGUCCUCACUGGGCACGCAGACGCUUCUUGGGCUGACGACCAGGCUACGCAGCGGUCGUCACAGGGUUACACCUUCAGCCUUGGAGCUUUGUGGCUCACCUACCUGCUGACUGACCUCGGAGAGCCGCCUCGUUCUCCUCCAGUGCUGUACGUAGACAACAAGGCCAUGCUGGCCUUGUGUCGAGAGCAGAGACUGGAGCACCGAACGAAGCACAUUGCUCUCCGCUACUUCCUUGCUUGUGAGCUACAGCAGCGUGGUCAGCUGCGCCUUGCGUACGUGGCCUCUGAGGCCAACAAUGCUGAUAUCUUCACCAAGGCACUUGCGCCUUGUGAUCAUCAGCGCUUCUGUACUCAGCUGGGUCUUGUGCCUACCUUGCCUCACUUGCUCACCCCUUGA